GCACCGCCCCUAGGCCUGUGUUAGAUCAGUGGCUAUGUGAUUUCAUCGAUGAACUCCUGAACUGAUGCAAGAACAUCUUCAUUUCACUAACUGCCAAUCAAGGCAGGGUCGAAUAUUCAUGUCCCAUAAUCUCUAUCUCGGCGAUACAUGCGCUAGAAGGUGGUAUAUCUAGUACGAAUGCCAUCAUUAUAUGUCCACCGAGUUCGCCACUCACUCGUAUCCAUUCAUCCCAUGUCCCUCGACCUAAAUUAUGCUGGUUGGUGGCCGGUAGUCGAUUUUAAUCUUAACUUCAGUUAUUUCGUAGUUGCGUCCUCUGUUGCGGUGAUAUACGAUUGGGCACUUACAUUCGGACAAGAGUUUGAACUGGUCUGGAGACGUCGCUGGUCCCUUAUGAAAGCCCUAUAUCUCGGUGUGCGCUACGGUGGAAUACUUUACAUUGCCAUCAACACGCUGCAAGUUCUUCCGAUGGUCUCCGUGACAGAUGUAGUGAGCAGCAUUAUGUACUCCGCACUAAAUUGGAUGGGUGUCGUCGUAAAUACUAUGCUAGGUGCCAUCAUGAUCACUCGGUUAUGUGCCAUGUAUCGGCGAUCGAGAAAGAUGCUUAUCUUUCUCAUUGUGAUCUUCAUGGCUGUCAUGAUCGCCUGGGGAGUUAUGACUGCAAUGGUAAACAGGCACACUUCAGGGGAGGACCUCGUCCUCUUCGGCACCUAUCAGUGCACUUACCAUGACGAGGAGGCUGACGCCGCAAUUUUUCUUUCCAUGACAUGGAUACUCGCCACUGUAUGGGAAGUCCUCGCACUGUGUCUUGCAGUCUGGAUUGUUAUAAAAGACUCCCUUGAACUGCAGCGACCAUCGACGGGAUGGACCAUAGGUGACUGUUUCACGGUGUUAAUACAGACCCACGUAGUUUACUUUGCAAGUUUUGCUGCUGUUUCUUGCUUCGACCUUGGUCUUUUAUCUCCACAUUUUUCGUCAGUAGAUGUGGGAACUCAGGUUUAUGACGGUGUUCGUCAAAUCGUCUCGGCGCUACAAAUGUUUGUGCUGGGACCACGCCUCGUCCUGAGUGUUCGACAAUAUCACGCGAAGCUCGUGGCCAACUCCGAUGCAGGAACGGACAUGAGUGCACUGGCUUUCUGGCAACCCACACAUGUGCCGACUGACGACGAUGUGUAAAAAUAUUCCAAGUGAUUAAACUUGUUGACUACUCUGCAGAGGGAGCACGAGUGUCAUAACGUGUUCUCCGUACGUACUUCAUUUUACAUACACAGUCACUACUUCACGUUUUUUUUUCGUUCUCCGUCUCGACCACGACAUGCUUUUAUUGCUCUUCCGUUGGAAUCAAGUCCCCUCACUCCUUCAAUCGAGAGAUAAUAAUCCAG
Molecule: messenger RNA, 1379 nt
Organism: Suillus paluster
Lineage: Eukaryota; Fungi; Basidiomycota; Agaricomycetes; Boletales; Suillaceae
Exons: 13
Coding region: 178-1173 (331 amino acids)
Source: RefSeq, a predicted model, not a curated record